AUGGCAUCUCGAGAAGCAGCCAUGUCGAAAACUGCUUGUGUAGUUGGAGGCACUGGUUUCAUGGCAUCGUUGCUUGUUGAGCUGUUGCUUGAGAAAGGAUAUUCAGUCAAUACGACUGUCCGGGACCCUGGUAAUGAGAAAAAGAUUUCUCCUCUCUUGGCAUUGCAAAGUUUAGGCAACUUGAAGCUUUUUCGAGCAGACUUAACUGAUGAAGCAAGCUUAAAUGACCCUAUAGCAGGCUGUGACAUGGUCUUCCAUGUCGCAACACCUAUUAAUUUUGCGUCUGAAGAUCCUGAAAAUGAUAUGAUAAAACCAGCAAUUGAAGGAGUUAUUAAUGUAAUAAACGCCAGUGCAAAAGCAGGUACUGUCAAACGUGUCAUUUUAACCUCAUCGGCAGCUACUAUCACUAUAAAUCAGUUUGACGGGAAAGGCCUCGUUAUGGAUGAGGAAAACUGGAGCGAUGAUGAGUUUCUUACUUCUAAGAAGCCGCCUACUUGGGCGUAUCCUGUCUCAAAAAUACUUGCUGAAAAGACUGCAUGGAAACUCGCCAGGGAGAAUAACAUUGAUCUCGUUACCAUUAUUCCGUCUCUCAUGGCUGGUCCUUCUCUUACUGCAGAAAUUCCUCCCAGCAUCAGCCUUGCCACGUCCUUGAUCACAGGAAAUGAGUUCCUCAUAAACCAAUUGAAGGGGAUGCAGAUGCUUUCAGGUUCAAUCUCCCUGACACAUGUUGAGGACGUUUGUCGUGCCCAUGUAUUUAUAGCCGAGAAGGAAUCAGCUUCUGGUCGAUACAUUUGCUGUGCUGUCAAUACCAGUGUGUGUGAACUAGCGAAAUUCUUGAAAAAAAGAUAUCCCAUGUAUCAAAUCCAUACAGAUUUUGGAGAAUUCCCUUCUGAAGCCAAGUUAAUAAUCUCAUCAGAAAAGCUUAUUAAAGAGGGAUUCAGCUUUAAGUAUGGGAUUGAAGAAAUAUACGAUCAAUCUGUGGUUUAUUUGAAGGCCAAUGGUUUACUACAGAACUGA
Fraxinus pennsylvanica is the source of this 1017-nucleotide messenger RNA. Lineage: Eukaryota; Viridiplantae; Streptophyta; Magnoliopsida; Lamiales; Oleaceae. The record is from the annotation of a GenBank genome assembly.